Molecule: messenger RNA, 1402 nt
Organism: Impatiens glandulifera
Lineage: Eukaryota; Viridiplantae; Streptophyta; Magnoliopsida; Ericales; Balsaminaceae
Product: alpha-galactosidase 1-like
Exons: 15
Coding region: 80-1306 (408 amino acids)
Biological process (GO): carbohydrate metabolic process
Molecular function (GO): hydrolase activity, hydrolyzing O-glycosyl compounds
Source: RefSeq, a predicted model, not a curated record
UCAUACUGUCACCUCUUCUUCCACGGCUCAGUGCACUUCUGAGUUCUGACUGUGUGUGUGUGAGAGAGAGAGAGCAGUAAUGGAUUCCAGAGAGGUGGAGGUUCAUUUAGCUUUAGUACUACUGACGAUGAUGAUGAUGAUGAUAGGUAUUGUGCCGUCGUCGGCGAAGGAGCGGUUAUCUCAUGGAGAAAUCUAUCGACGGAACCUGCUUGCAAAUGGCCUUGGCUUGACUCCACCGAUGGGAUGGAAUAGUUGGAAUCACUUCGAUUGCAACAUCAAUGAGAAGAUCAUCAGAGAAACCGCUGAUGCUCUGGUUUCCACUGGUCUUUCUGACCUUGGUUAUAAAUAUGUUAAUAUAGACGACUGUUGGGCGGAGAUUCAUCGCGAUGACAAGGGCAGAUUAGUGGCUAAGAAUUCAACAUUUCCUUCUGGGAUUAAAGCUCUUGCAGAUUAUGUUCACAACAAAGGUUUAAAACUGGGUAUCUACGGAGAUGCUGGUUAUUUUACAUGUAGCAACUUGAUGCCAGGUUCACUUGGAUAUGAAGAAAAGGAUGCUAAAACCUUUGCUGAAUGGGGUAUUGAUUAUCUCAAGUAUGACAACUGUUAUAACGAUGGCUCGAAACCAACUGUUAGAUACCCGGUUAUGACCAGAGCUUUAAUGAAAGCAGGCCGUCCUAUCUUCCUCUCACUAUGUGAAUGGGGAGAUAUGCAUCCUGCUUUAUGGGGUAAUCCAGUCGGAAAUAGCUGGAGAACAACUGGCGAUAUUCGUGAUAACUGGGACAAUAUGAUGUCUAGAGCCGACUUAAAUGAAUUUUUCGCCGAAUAUGCAAGGCCUGGUGGAUGGAAUGAUCCUGAUAUGCUUGAGAUUGGAAAUGGUGGAAUGACAUUAGAUGAAUAUAGAGUCCAUUUAAGCAUCUGGGCCAUUUCAAAGGCUCCUCUUCUUAUUGGUUGCGAUGUGCGAAAUAUAUCAAAAGAUAUCAUGGAUAUCAUUGCCAAUAAAGAAGUCAUAGCUGUAAACCAAGAUAAACUUGGCAUUCAAGCUAAAAAGGUGCGAUGGGAAGGCGAUCCUACGAUUUGGGCCGGACCUCUUUCAAAAAUGAGAGUGGUUUUGCUUCUCGUUAACUCGGGUCCAUCACAACAUUCCAUCACAGCACAUUGGGACGAUAUUGGUCUUCCUCAAAACACAGUAGUAGAAGCAAGAGAUCUCUGGGAGCAUAAGACUUUGAAGCAACAUUUUGUUAAUAACUUGACAGCCACGGUCACAAGCCACGGAUGCAAGAUGUAUGUUUUGACCCCAGUACUCUAGUUUUUCUUUUUAUGCUACUCACUGGAUAAUUAAGUUACAUCACCAGGAAUUUAAUAAGAUUAUUGAAAAAAAAUUUAAUGUCUUAUUUAGGUUCAA